This is a messenger RNA of Rhipicephalus microplus (southern cattle tick), 711 nucleotides long. RefSeq names its product tigger transposable element-derived protein 6-like. The record is from RefSeq and is a predicted model, not a curated record. NCBI's taxonomy places the organism in Eukaryota, Metazoa, Arthropoda, Arachnida, Ixodida, Ixodidae.
AUGACUGCCGAACUCUUUCAAGCCUGGCUGCGUCAGCUCGACCACCGCUUUGCGGCCAAGGCUCGGAAGGUGCUGUUCGUGCUAGACAACUGUAGUGCCUACACGAAGGUGUCCAGGCUCGAUAACAUUGAACUGCUAUUCCUGCCUCCGAACACAACGGCUUCUUUGGAGCCGAUGGACCAGGGAAUCAUACAGUUCGUGAAAAGCCACUAUCGACGACAGGUACUCGAGCGGAUGUUGCUCUGCAUGGAGUCAGACAAGCAGUACGAAGUGAGCCUGCUAAGUUCAAUCCACAUGCUGACAUACAACACACCGCCUGCAUUAGUCGCAAACUGCUUUAGGCAUAGUGGCUUCGUGCACGACGCUGCAGAUCCGGGUGUGGUGGCCGAUAAGGAAACCGGCGAAGAGCAAGACAACCGCUAUGUGAGCAUCAUGCCAGUUGAUGUACCCCCUGGCGAUUACUUCGCAAUUGACAGCAAUGUUGCCGUUGCCGGCACAGUGACUGACAGCGAUAUCGUUGCCAAAGUCUUAGACGGCGAAGGGAAAUCGGCUGAUGAGGACUCACCUUACAGAUCUGACUGGAGCUCUUUGAAGAAGUGCAGCGAGAAUGCCUGCUUGAUCAAGGUCUACUGGGACUCUCUUGAUGACGCCCACUCCGCAGUUGCUCGGUCGGGGCUCGUAGGCUUGUACAAGUACUCCGGCAAUGCUUGA